AUGAACCACUCCACGACUAAAUGGAAUUCCGUGAGCCCAAGCAACACCUCAGCCAACCUGUCCAAUCACCGCGCUUGCCCACUGGGCUUCGGCUAUUACGACAUGGUUGAUGUAUGUGUUUUGGAGACUGUGAUCAUUGUGCUGUUGACAGUCCUGAUCAUCAUGGGGAAUCUGACGGUCAUCUUUGUGUUCCACUGUGCCCCCCUCCUUCACCACUACACCACCAGCUACUUCAUUCAGACGAUGGCCUAUGCUGACCUGUUCGUAGGGGUAAGCUGCUUGGUUCCUGCUCUCUCCCUCCUUCACUACUCCACAGGCAUGCAGGAGUCCCUGACCUGCCAGGUGUUUGGGUACAUCAUUUCAGUGUUGAAGAGCGUUUCUAUGGCGUGUCUGGCAUGCAUCAGUAUUGACCGCUACCUUGCCAUAACCAAACCGCUCUCCUAUAGCCAACUGGUAACUCCGUGCCGCCUUAGGAUCUGUAUCAUUCUCAUAUGGAUUUACUCCGGGACAGUGUUCUUGCCCUCGUUCUUUGGAUGGGAGAAGCCAGGAUAUCACGGAGACAUCUUUGAAUGGUGUGCCACCUUCUGGGAAACUAAUGCUUACUUCACAGGCUUUAUAGUCUGCCUGCUGUAUGCCCCAGCAGCCUUCAUUGUUUGCUUCACCUACUUCCACAUAUUUAAAAUUUGCCGGCAACACACCAAAGAAAUCAAUGAACGCCGUGCCCGAUUCCCCAGCCAGGACGUGGAAGCUGCCGAAGGUAGUCCCAGCCCCGACCGGCGCUAUGCAAUGGUCCUGUUUCGGAUUACAAGUGUCUUCUACGUGCUGUGGCUUCCCUACAUUGUUUAUUUCCUGCUGGAGAGCUCGCGUGUGCUGGAAAGCCCUUCGCUGUCCUUUGUGACGACGUGGCUGGCCAUAAGCAACAGCUUCUGCAACUGCCUCAUCUACAAUCUCUCUAACAGCGUCUUCAGGCUGGGAUUACGGAGACUAUGGGAAGCCCUCUGCUCAUUGUGCAUGUGCUUGGGAGAUGAGGCUAUGCGAGAUCCCAUACCCAGGAAGAGAGCCAAUUCCUGCUCCAUCUAA
Pristis pectinata (smalltooth sawfish) is the source of this 1080-nucleotide messenger RNA. Its product is annotated as G-protein coupled receptor 52-like. Gene Ontology annotation, molecular function: G protein-coupled receptor activity. The coding region runs from base 1 to 1080 and encodes 359 amino acids. Gene Ontology annotation, biological process: G protein-coupled receptor signaling pathway. Gene Ontology annotation, cellular component: membrane. The transcript has a single exon. The record is from RefSeq and is a predicted model, not a curated record. NCBI's taxonomy places the organism in Eukaryota, Metazoa, Chordata, Chondrichthyes, Rhinopristiformes, Pristidae.